AAGCGAGGCCGGCCGCCGGCACUUCCUGUGGAGGCCGCAGCGGGCGCGGGCGCGGGCGCCGACGGGCCGAGCGCCGAGGGAGCGAGCGAGCGAGCUAGCCGAGCCUCCCGCCGCCGCCAUGGGCCGGAACGACCUGAUGGGCACGGCCGAGGACUUCGCAGACCAGUUCCUGCGCGUCACCAAGCAGUACCUGCCGCACGUGGCGCGCCUCUGCCUGACCAGCACCUUCCUGGAGGACGGCGUCCGCAUGUGGCUCCAGUGGGGCGAGCAGCGAGACUACAUCGACACCACCUGGAGCUGCGGCUUCCUGCUGGCCUCCUGCUUCGUGCUCCUCAACCUGCUCGGGCAGCUGACCGGCUGCAUCCUGGUGUUGAGCAGGAACUUCGUGCAGUACGCCUGCUUUGGGCUCUUUGGCAUCAUCGCGCUGCAGACGAUCGCCUACAGCAUCUUAUGGGACUUGAAGUUUCUGAUGAGGAACCUGGCCCUGGGCGGAGGCUUGUUGCUUCUCCUGGCGGAGUCCCGUUCCGAAGGGAAGAGCAUGUUUGCGGGCGUCCCCACCAUGCGCGAGAGCUCCCCCAAACAGUACAUGCAGCUUGGAGGCCGGGUCUUGCUGGUCUUGAUGUUCAUGACCCUCCUUCACUUUGACGCCAGCUUCUUCUCGAUUCUCCAGAACAUCGUGGGCACGGCUCUGAUGAUUUUGGUGGCCAUCGGCUUUAAAACCAAGCUGGCCGCUUUGACUCUCGUCGUGUGGCUGUUUGCCAUCAACGUGUAUUUCAACGCCUUCUGGACCAUUCCCGUCUACAAGCCCAUGCAUGACUUCCUCAAGUACGACUUCUUCCAGACCAUGUCGGUGAUCGGAGGCUUGCUCCUGGUGGUGGCCCUGGGCCCCGGGGGCGUGUCCAUGGACGAGAAGAAGAAAGAGUGGUAACAGACCCUCCCCGCCUGGCUGGGACCCGUGGCCGUCGAGGACUGGUUCGGGGUGGAUUCGACAUAACUGCCAGCAUUUCUGUAUCCUCUUCCCUCCCCUCCCUUGGUAAAGGCACAGAUGUUUUGAGAACUUUAUUUGCGGACACCUGAUAAUUGAUGGCUAAAUCUGCUCUGGCCCCACCACCUGGUAUCUGGCCACGCAGAGCUGGCCGGCCCGUGGUCAGCACCUCCCUCCCCAAGGCGGGCCGCGGCUUCUUGGAGUGAACAGCUUGCUUGGCCGUGGCCUCUCAGUCCUGUUUUUUUGGUUUCUUUUUUGGGGUGGGGGACCUUCAGGCUGUACUGUGAGCAGAUACAUUUGUGUAUCAUUCAAA
This is a messenger RNA of Eubalaena glacialis (North Atlantic right whale), 1298 nucleotides long. RefSeq names its product surfeit 4 (gene SURF4). The transcript has 6 exons. Gene Ontology annotation, cellular component: membrane; endoplasmic reticulum; endoplasmic reticulum-Golgi intermediate compartment. The record is from RefSeq and is a predicted model, not a curated record. Lineage: Eukaryota; Metazoa; Chordata; Mammalia; Artiodactyla; Balaenidae. The coding region runs from base 119 to 928 and encodes 269 amino acids. Gene Ontology annotation, biological process: Golgi organization.